Setaria italica (foxtail millet) is the source of this 1573-nucleotide messenger RNA. RefSeq names its product protein STRICTOSIDINE SYNTHASE-LIKE 10. Bases 157 to 1212 code for a protein of 351 amino acids. Gene Ontology annotation, molecular function: strictosidine synthase activity. Gene Ontology annotation, biological process: biosynthetic process. The record is from RefSeq and is a predicted model, not a curated record. Lineage: Eukaryota; Viridiplantae; Streptophyta; Magnoliopsida; Poales; Poaceae. The transcript has 3 exons.
CGAGCUGGCUGCGCGCAGUGCAGUGCUGAGAAACUAUCCAUGAUUAGAAAUUACUAGCAGUGGUGAACGCGAGUUGGGUUGGGUACAGUCGGCAGCUACACGCUGCGUGCGCGCCGAAGAGAUAGAGACGAAGCUAAGGCCACGCCGAGCUUGAAAAUGGCGGUCGCCGCUCAUUCUUCGUCGCUUUCCUUCCUCGCGCUGCUUCCUCUCCUGCUAAUACCUCCCGUGGUGCUGUCCGCGGCCGGGGUGGCGGCGGUGUCGUACGAGACCAAGUCCAUGGACCCUGGGCUCGUCGUGAUGACGCUGCCGGAGCCGGUGUCCGGGCCGGAGAGCCUCGCCUUCGACGGGCGCGGCGGCGGGCCCUACUCCGGCGUCUCCGACGGCCGCGUCCUCCGCUGGGAAGGCGGCCUCCGGGGAUGGACCGAGUACGCCUACAACUCCAAGCACAAGAACGUGGCGAUGUGCGCGCCGGAGAAGAAGCUGGUGGUGCCGGAGAGCGUGUGCGGGCGGCCGCUGGGCCUCCAGUUCCACCGGCAAUCCGGCGACCUCUACGUCGCCGACGCGUACCUGGGGCUGCUCAGGGUGCCGGCGCGCGGCGGGCUCGCGGAGGUCGUGGCGGCCGAGGCCGGCGGCGAGCCGUUCAACUUCCUCAACGGGCUGGACGUCGACCAGCGGACCGGCGACGUCUACUUUACUGACAGCAGCACCACAUACCGUAGGAGCGACUACCUGCUGGUGGUGGCCCUGGGCGACGAGACGGGGCGGCUGCUCCGGUACGACCGCCGCGCGCGCCGCGUGGAGGUGCUCCGCGCGGGGCUCUCGUACCCGAACGGCGUGGCCGUGGGCGCCGGCGGCGACCACGUGGUGGUGGCGCACACGGCGCUGUGCGAGCUGCGGCGGUACUGGGUGCGGGGCCCGCGGGCGGGGCGGUCGGAGACCUUCGCGGAGCUGCCGGGGUACCCCGACAACGUGCGCGCCGACGGCUGCGGCGGGUACUGGGUGGCUCUGAGCAAGGGCGUCGCCACGGGCGGCGGCGGGGCCGGCCCGGCGCCGACAGUGGCCGUGAGGGUGUCCCCGGAGGGCAACGUGACGGAGGCGCUGGACGGGUUCAGCUUCGUGUCCGUGAGCGAGGUGGCCGAGCGCGGCGGCGCGCUCUGGGUCGGCUCCGUCGACACGCCGUACGCCGGCGAGCUCAGGCGGCGCAUCGGCUAGCGUUUGGUCGUCGUGCAUCUGUGUCCAGCACGCACGUGCGGUGCCACGCACGUCGUUCGUUCGUCGUCACAAGUGUAUAUGUAUGCGUGGUGCAUCAGCAGCGUAUGUAGAACAUGUGGAUUGUGAUUAUUGUAACAUUGGAUUGGAUUAGAUGUGCCAUUGGCCGCCGUAGCCAGCACUCGUUGCAAUGGUUUCCGGUUAUCACGUGUACCUUCUCUUAAUGCAUGGCCACGUUAAUGGCGCCACUAUUCACCUCUGUUUGGUGAUUGUCGUCCACGAUCCACUCGGUCGUACCGUGUUCCAUGUGUAUCUAUCUAUUAUCUUAAUAUAAUAGUGGUAAAAGAAGUCACCGAGAGGUCUA